AUGCGAUUUGCCAAUAAAAGAAGAGAGCUGCUGUUUGAAGAUGGCGCUGUACGGUGCAACAGUCCGAUCGCUUCGUUAUUACCUUUAAAACCAUGAUCUGAAAACCAGACCCUUUAAAGAUUUAUUUAAACACUGAAGACACUCUAAUAAUAUUAUACGAACGUUUCUUGGCAUAAGUGAAGUAAAAUGCCUUCACCUAAAGCGCGGAACAGCCCUGGGCGCAGCGUCCCGUCUCCCGGUGGAAACGGACGCAACGAGUUCAUUUCUCUGAGCCGAACUCCCCCGCCGCACCUGCUGCAGAGACAGGGCUCCGACCCCACAUCUGCUCGGCUCCGAGCCUCCGAGAGCCCCAGCCGACGAAGGGGAUCGAGUUCGUCUACCUCCUCCACCGGCGGGCAGCAGUUACCGGAGGAAGACUGUAUGAAAUUAAACCCGUCUUUCAUUGAAAUAGCGCUCAGCUCUCUGUUGGCCAUCGACCUGUGGCUGUCGAAGCGUCUCGGUGUGUGCGCCUGCGAGGACUCAUCAUGGGGCAGCAUGCGGCCGCUCAUGAAGCUCAUCGAGAUCUCCGGUCACGGGAUCCCGUGGCUUGCCGGUGCCGUGUACUGCCUGUAUAAAAGCGACAGUGCCGCCGGUCAGGAGGUCAUGCUGAACCUGCUCAUGGCAUUGCUUCUGGACCUUGUGCUGGUUGGUGUUGUCAAGGCCGUAGUGCGGCGUCGACGUCCUGCCCAUAACCGUAUGGACAUGUUUGCCACGUUUUCUGUGGACCGCUAUUCCUUCCCAUCGGGCCAUGCCACACGUGCUGCAAUGUGUGCCCGCUUUCUUUUGGCCCAUCUGGUGCUGGCAGCCCCACUUCGGUUUCUCGUUCUGCUCUGGGCCACUUUUGUCGGUUUUUCAAGGGUUCUCCUUGGACGCCAUAAUGUGACGGAUGUUGCAUUUGGUUUCUUUAUGGGGUACUGGCAAUAUAAUUUGGUUGAGAUGCUGUGGUUGUCUCCACUUACGUUCCAAAGCAUGAUUGGACGGCUUGACUAAGAAGUUGUGAUGGCCAGCAUUUUUUGGGGGCCUGUUAAUUGGGAUCCAGACUUAAUUGGUGCCAGUAUGAUGGUAAUGAUGAUGUUGUCAAUAUAGUCAGUGUUGUUUUAUGUGUUUGAAUGUCACUUGAAUGUAAAAUAUUAACCUCAUUGAUCAUCUUCCAGCAAUGUACAGGGGGUUUUAUCAAAUUAAGCUCUGUUAUGAACAGAUAAAUAAGUAUGAAGUAAAAGUGAUGGAUUGUAAGAGAGCAA
Misgurnus anguillicaudatus (oriental weatherfish) is the source of this 1280-nucleotide messenger RNA. It is a transcript of the gene plpp6, whose product is annotated as phospholipid phosphatase 6. The record is from RefSeq and is a predicted model, not a curated record. Gene Ontology annotation, molecular function: sphingosine-1-phosphate phosphatase activity. NCBI's taxonomy places the organism in Eukaryota, Metazoa, Chordata, Actinopteri, Cypriniformes, Cobitidae.